GAGCGGGAAUUUAAAAUGGCGGAAGCAGCUAGCGAUGAUGAUUGCAACGGAGAAAAAUUAAUUUAUAAAGUAAACAACAUUUUGCCAGUUUAUGUUUCACAAGAACACCUGAAGAAGUUUCCACAGUUUCAAAACCUUCUCUUGAAGUUGAGUGAUCAUGUAAGCCCUGAAGGAACUUCUAAACACGUGUUAGAGGAAGUUAAACAAGCAGAGGAAGAACUGAAGAAAGAGAAGCUUGCUUAUUUUCAAGAUCUCAUUGUUUAUGACAUAAUCCAGGAAUUAUUACUUAAUUUUGACAUCAGCAGUCGGAAGACGGUACUCUCUACAGAAGAGAUACAGAUUUAUUCUGACCUCAAAAACUGUUUUAUAAAUGCUGAGCUGACUAACUACCUUGAUGUGCAUAGCAAUGACAGCUCUUUGAACAAGGAAAAAUCAUGCCACAUGCUAGGACUCACUCCAACACUUCUCACGGUUCAGUCACCAGCUGCAGCAGAAGAGAUUGUGAAAAAUAAAAUGGUUCAGCAGAUAGAGGAGAGUGUUUUAAAGAGAUGUAAAGCUAUUUUGAACUUUCUUGGUCAAGGUGAAACAAGCGAUAAGCUUAUCUCUGCAAAGAUGUCCCAGUUGGCCGUGAAGUUGGAUGCUCAGAAACAAACGGUAGAGGAAAGGAAACAGAAAAUAGAUGCCAGUCAUGAAAGGAAGGAUAAGCUUAUCUGGGAACAUUUUCAGACACUUAUGGAGUCAGUUAAUGUCCUUAAGAAGUUACUCUUGAGCCACAGAUUAAAGUCGCAGGUUGACUACGAUUCAAUCACUGGGGAAUAUCUCAUUUCUAAGUGUGAUGCCUUGCUGUUAAAAGCUAGAGUUGUGGAACUUGAAAUUAUGUGCGAAACAUAUACAACAGACUGUGUUUCAGCUCUGAAGGUCAUAAGAGACCAACUCAAUAAAAACAAAACAUCUGUAUCCAAGGAAGUAUCAGAAGCAACGAUGGCAUUAAGUGCUUACGAGUCUGUUGGUGAAGAUUUCGACCGGCUGGUUCAAGAAUACUCGUACCUGAAGGCAGAGAUUGAAAACAAACAGUGGGCACUAAAAGAACUCCAAAAUUCUUAACUGAAAAAAAACUCUACAUUAUAUUCCACUUUGUGACAAGAGUAAUAUUCAUUAACACUAGAUGGCAGCAGCUCCUUAAGGACUGUUUUAACGUGAAACCUUCUAAAGAGGUAAGCAACCUACGUUAAAGUGUGAUGUACAGGUUGUGUGUUUAUUACUCUGUCAAAUUUAGCACAAUAUACUUUAUGUCUUAUCAUUUUUUUAAAAGUUUUGAACACUAUAAAGAAAAGUUUGUGUACAUUUAACCAAAGUUAACUUUGAAGAACUUUUCUCCUUACCAUUUCAUUGGACAUUUACAAAUUACUUGUAAUAAAUAGAACUGUGAAAGGCCCUGCAGAAAAGAAAUAGUUACUGUAAUGGUGCAGUUUUCCCGAGGAUUUGCAUCAGUCGGAAAAGUUUCAAUUGCUUAUUUAGUGUUAGCCACUGUAAAUCUCAUGUGAGACCCACUAGCAGGAACAUAUGAUGAACCAGAAUUAACCCUGGGACUUGUUUUUUAAAGUCUGUAUGAUCAAUUCAACACCAACUUCUCUGUGUAUAUUUUAAUUUAUUUUUGAAUUUUAAAGAAAUACAUUACACAGUUUUUUUAAAGUACUUAUGAUAUCAAGUUGAUCUUAUUUUUAACCAAGAGUCUUGUUAACUUAUCCACAAAGCAGGAUGCUAGUUUAACAAUACUGAAAUAAGUUACUUAAUCACUUUGUACGUAAAAUACUAAUGACAGCUUAUAGCCGAAAUAAACUUGAUUAUAUAUAUAUAUAUACAAAAUAACCUUUUGAGCACAAACAGA
Messenger RNA from Limulus polyphemus (Atlantic horseshoe crab), 1888 nucleotides. RefSeq names its product HAUS augmin-like complex subunit 4. Gene Ontology annotation, cellular component: HAUS complex. The transcript has 10 exons. Gene Ontology annotation, biological process: spindle assembly; centrosome cycle. The record is from RefSeq and is a predicted model, not a curated record. Bases 16 to 1104 code for a protein of 362 amino acids. Gene Ontology annotation, molecular function: microtubule minus-end binding. NCBI's taxonomy places the organism in Eukaryota, Metazoa, Arthropoda, Merostomata, Xiphosura, Limulidae.